AUGGCUCUUUAUGAGGAGAAUAUUAAGGAAGAGAUAGACAUUCUUAUUGAAAAAGACUUAAAGAUAACAGCUAAGGAGAGUGUAGUUCUUAAAAUCAGAGAACUACUACAGCCCUCUUCGACUGCAGCCCCUCCAACCCCCACCACACAGGGAGGAGGCGGGGCAACCUCUACAACCCCCACCACACAGGGAGGAGGCGGGGCAACCUCUACAACCCCUACCACACAGGGAGGAGGCGGGGGAAGCAGCAGCACCACCCGUCCCGAGGUGGAAGAUAGUAGCAGCAGCACCACCACCCAUCCUGAGGUGGAAGAUAGUAGCAGCAGCACCACCCAUCCUGAGGUGGAAGAUAGUAGCAGCAGCACCACCCAUCCUGAGGUGGAAGAUAGUAGCAGCAGCACCACCCAUCCUGAGGUGGAAGAUAGUAGCAGCAGCACCACCCAUCCUGAGGUGGAAGAUAGUAGCAGCAGCACCACCCAUCCUGAGGUGGAAGAUAGUAGCAGCAGCACCACCCAUCCUGAGGUGGAAGAUAGUAGCAGCAGCACCACCCAUCCUGAGGUGGAAGAUAGUAGCAGCAGCACCACCCAUCCUGAGGUGGAAGAUAGUAGCAGCAGCACCACCCAUCCUGAGGUGGAAGAUAGUAGCAGCAGCACCACCCAUCCUGAGGUGGAAGAUAGUAGCAGCAGCACCACCCAUCCUGAGGUGGAAGAUAGUAGCAGCAGCACCACCCAUCCUGAGGUGGAAGAUAGUAGCAGCAGCACCACCCAUCCUGAGGUGGAAGAUCGAUUCUGCAGCCUCUACAGCAUCUGCUACCCCCCGACAGCCCACACAGGGAGAAGACAGGCCAAGCAGCAACAGAAUCGUUUAGGGAACAACGGAAACCAGAAAAGAACAAACAAAUUCAAGGAACGAAAGCUGAAGAAGUGGCCAGAUUCCACUACUUGA
Molecule: messenger RNA, 945 nt
Organism: Salmo salar (Atlantic salmon)
Lineage: Eukaryota; Metazoa; Chordata; Actinopteri; Salmoniformes; Salmonidae
Source: RefSeq, a predicted model, not a curated record